Messenger RNA from Melanaphis sacchari, 2631 nucleotides. RefSeq names its product RYamide receptor-like. The coding region runs from base 132 to 1112 and encodes 326 amino acids. Gene Ontology annotation, cellular component: membrane. The record is from RefSeq and is a predicted model, not a curated record. Gene Ontology annotation, molecular function: neuropeptide Y receptor activity. NCBI's taxonomy places the organism in Eukaryota, Metazoa, Arthropoda, Insecta, Hemiptera, Aphididae. The transcript has 6 exons. Gene Ontology annotation, biological process: neuropeptide signaling pathway.
GCGCAAAUAUUACACAAUAAUUAUUACAAAAUCAUUCCGUUAGUAGCCGUAAUAGAUUUGAUCGGCGUCUGUCGUCCGAGUGUAAUAUACAUGUAAGAUUGUUGUUUCUCUACGACGAUUGUUUCUUCAAAAUGAUCUUGAUCGGGUUCCAGACAGCCGUCUACGUAAUGUAUAUUGCAGUGUUCAUCGUGUCAUUAGUUGGCAACGGCCUGGUAUGCUAUGUGGUUAUGUCCUCAACGCAAAUGCAAUCAGCUACUAACAUGUUUAUCGUGAAUAUGGCUAUCGGUGAUUUGGUCAUGACGUUUUUUUGUGUUCCGUUCCCAUUUGCCACUUCGUUCCUAUUGCAGUAUUGGUCGCUUGAAAACUACUUAUGUCAAACUUUUACUUUCGGCAAAAUUGUUGCCGUGAUGGUCAGUGCGUAUACAUUGGUAGCCAUCAGCGUUAACAGGUAUAUAGCAAUUAUCUGGCCACUGAAACAAAGAACUAGAAAACACCAGGCUAAGUACAUAAUAGCAGUAGUUUGGAUAAUGUCUGUCAUUACAUCGUUUCCUUUUUUACUCGCUACUUCGUUGGAUCAGAAGUUUGACAUUUACUUCUGUACUGAUAAGUGGUCGAGUGAAUAUAUUCGGCGAUUCUUUAAUGCAGCAUUAUUUGUACUGCAAUGCUGUAUUCCAUUUGCCGUUUUAUUGUUUACUAAUAUUCAUAUUGGUAUUGUUGUGUGGGGUAAACUACCUCCCGGUGAGGCACAAAACUCCAGAGAUAUUAAAAUGGCAAAGUCAAUAAGAAAAAUGAUAAAAAUGAUGGCAACAGUGGUCAUAGCAUUCAUCGUUUGUUGGUUGCCAUAUGAUAUUCUUUUGGUGUUGAGGGCGUACGGGAUGUCGCUGCGCGCCUGGAGCAACCAGCCGUACGUGUGGUUCGCGUUCCACUGGCUGGCCAUAUCGCACACGUGUUACAACCCGCUGAUCUACUUCUGCAUGAACACCAGGUACCGGGCAGGUUUCGUGUCGGCGCUGCGCAGCGUGCCCGGACUUGGGUACACUCGGGCCCGGCGGCACGUCGACGAGCCGACCGACACCGGGCGGCUGCGGAUGCCGUCCGUGGUUUCCGUGUGACCGUUUCGCGGGCCGCGCGUCUGCGUCUCCGAUAUUUGUCCACCAAUACUGCCCGCCCGCAACACAUCACGACGUCGCACGUGUCUCCCGAAAACCUACCGAAACUACGUCCGGUGAAAACGAUAUUAUAUCAUGUGCUAUUAUGUAUAACAAUAUAGGUAAUAUUAUGUAUGGCGACGAGAGUGUCGUAUGUAUAAUAUACAUAACACGCGGUUUGUACCUGCUGCACCAACGCUCAAAUCUGACAAAAUCCGUUUGUGCUGUACACUUUUUUUUCUUUUUUUAAUUUUUUUAUAUUUUGUUUUAUAAAAUUAUAUAAUAUGUAACGAACACGAGAUGGAAAUAAUAGUGUAUAUACUUAAGAAGUGUUUAAAGUGCUCUUGUAAGAUCGUCAUAUUUAUUGAUAAUACGAUAACAGUUAGUUGUAAUUGAAUUUUAUUAUAAAAUUUAUUUAAUACGUAAACCACAUUAUCAACACUCCAUUCGUUUAUUCGCGUGCACUUGGCGUGACGACGCGAGUGCCAAUUGAAGGGUCCGGUGCAAUAACAAGGUAUCUCCACUUUUUUUCGAAAUGCAUGUUUUAACAUAUUCUAAUAGUGGAAAAAUUUGUCUACAUUUCGGUGCAAUAACGAUAUAUCUCCGACUAUUAAAUACGCUAAUAUCAUACAAAAGGAGAUAUCUGGUUUUAAAUGUUCUGGGCAAGAACCAGGUAUCUCCGGAGAUACCUUGUUUAUGCUCAGAAAGAUGGCAACACUGUACUUUAAGCAUUUUCUGGGCAAGAACCGGAUAUCUCCGGAGAUACCUUGUUUAUGCUCCGAUAAUGCUUCUAUUUAUUUAUUAUGUGCUCAUUAAUAGGUACUAAUAUGCUCAUGAUUAUAUUCUAAAAUGAAAUAUCCUACCAAAGUAAUUUUGUUAAGUAUUUUUUUAGUCGUAAAGGAUAUCAAAGCUACAUUAAUGAAUGCAUAGACCAAAGUUUUACUUAUAUUUUGGGUCAAAAAACCAGGUAUCUCCUUAAAACACAUAGUUACUCAAUUUAAUCAUUAUAAAAGGUUGUGAUAGGUUGGAUGAUUUUGAUUAUAGGUAUAAAUUACACAUUAUAAAUGUUUUUUGAGAUUAUUCAAUACAUAUGAUGAAAGAGUUUCUGAGAUAAAAAAAAAACAAAAAACAUGGAUUUUAAUUUUGGGGCAAGAACCCAUAUAUCUCCACUAAAUUAAACUUGAAUUAAUUAAUUAAAAUUAUUCAAAUUUAUUUAAAAGUAAUAAGGCUUUAUGGAAUGUUAUAUAUACAUCCAAAGCAUAAAAAUCAGUUUUGGAAACAGUAACAUGAUGAAAGGUGGGUCAGUAAAAACAUUUUUUAUGUCUCCUGAACAAUUUCAAAAAGUGGAGAUACCUUGUUAUUGCACCGGACCCUUCAAUUAUUGUUGUCGGGGUCUUUUUUAAGUGCUCCAGAGUGUCGAUACGACUCUUUUUAUACUAUUGUUUUUUAUUUUGUUUUAAAUAAACAUUUUGUCAAUUUAGCA